UGCCCCGCGAGAUGAAGAGCCAUGACUUUGCGCUGAACGGUUUGAUCUCGACCCUCGUACCAACAUAUUCCCCAACCCUCGCGCGCACUCCCGCGCAGCUUCUCGAGAGCCUGAUUUCACCGUCAAACAGUCAUUACCUAGGUCACCGCCCUCGCCCACGCCGUCAAUCUUCGAUCCAUCACCUCCCGUUCGCUCCCCUCGCCGGGAUAGGCAACCUCGGUCAAGAUGUUAAAGAUCUGGUCCAUGAAAAAAGAGCAGCAGAAGGCUGAGACGGCAGAAGGGGUCGCUGGGGGGAAGAAGAAGAAGGUCACAGCCGCACAGCUCCGUGUACAGAAAGAUCUUUCGGAGCUGUCACUCGGCUCUACCAUGAAGACAGAAUUCCCAGACCCCGACGACAUUCUCAACUUCACCCUGAUGAUCGACCCUGACGAGGGCAUGUACCGCGGCGGGCGCUUCGACUUCGACUUCAAGAUCAACCAGAACUUUCCGCACGAGCCGCCAAAGGUUCUGUGCAAACAGAAGAUCUACCACCCGAACAUCGACCUAGAGGGCAAAGUCUGCCUCAACAUCCUGCGCGAGGACUGGAAGCCCGUCCUGAACCUGAAUGCCGUUAUUGUCGGCCUACAGUUUCUCUUCCUCGAACCCAACGCGUCAGAUCCUUUGAACAAGGAGGCAGCAGAGGACCUACGAAGUAACCGCGAGGGCUUCAAGCGCAACGUCCGAACCUCUAUGGGAGGGGGCGUCAUCAAAGGCGUCUCGUUCGAUCGUGUUCUGAAGUGAGAGGUCAAUGUGCCAAGGGGAGGGGACAUCAAGUUUGAACUCGGUGCGCCCCAGGCCCCUACCGUCCUCCGAUCGGCAUGUCGCGGCGACCCGGCCCUCCAACGAGAGGCCCAACCCGUUUGUUGCCUACAACACAGAACCACCUUCCGUUUCGCCACCGCACGGUAACAACAACACACCGGCAACGGGUGUACGGAACGAGAACGAGAACCAACACAGGGUGCACCUCCCUGAGUGGGGGCGUUGGUGUUUUCACCAGCUUCUGCGUUUGCUUGGCUUCUUAUCAUGCGAGGAAGCGGAUGGAAGGGAAGGAUACUGGUUCUGAGGAGUCCCUGCCACAGCACGGCGUUGCCGGCGGCUUUCUGCUGUCAACUUGGUUCUCUGGUUUAUUUGUUCUAUUUAUUGGCUGUUGGGUAUCCAUUUACGUCACUCUCCCCACAACACCUCAUUUCUAUCCCUCCCCGCCAUCGUUGAUAACUAGCGUGUAUGCGGCUGUUUCAUAGCGUUCCCAGGAUGAAAGUUUUGGCGGCUUUUCGCCGAAUGACAUGAACUACUAGAGGGUACGGAGAUUGUGUUUGUAGAUUCCGUGGUUGGCAAGGCCACGCCACUCGCCGGGGCGCCGGGUGCAUGACCGGCUAGGGCACUAUGUGCAGCACCUGAUGGGGCAUCAACUGGAGCAUUGCGUGUUAUAUCUGCUGGAGUGACGGCUGGAGCAUCUGGUGAAGCAGCCGCAUUGGCGGUUCGCUUGUGGCGGCGCCUGGGACCGGGUGUAUGGGAGCCUCCUGGCGACCUGGGAUUCUUGCCCCGCUUUCACCUAGGUGAUGGAUAGAUCGAACCCCGGCCGCGCUGUGUGAUCCAUAAUAGUAGUAGUCAAGGCUUUGGGUGAAGAGCCGGUGUUUGGGAAUAGCGUGACGGACGAACGCGAUGUAGCCGAGAAUGGACAGGGAAGGCAACAGUAGACUGCUAGCGCGGCUUAGAGUAUCCCGCGGAGUGGCGCCGAUGGGGAGAUGCUUGCUGGAGCCGCUGUGGUUGCUGUGAACGGCUUGUAUUAUUACACUUAUAUCCUUGCUGGACUGGAAC
This is a messenger RNA of Gaeumannomyces tritici R3-111a-1, 1860 nucleotides long. RefSeq names its product NEDD8-conjugating enzyme UBC12. The record is from RefSeq and is a predicted model, not a curated record. Lineage: Eukaryota; Fungi; Ascomycota; Sordariomycetes; Magnaporthales; Magnaporthaceae. Bases 226 to 780 code for a protein of 184 amino acids. The transcript has 4 exons.